Molecule: messenger RNA, 1170 nt
Organism: Plenodomus lingam JN3
Lineage: Eukaryota; Fungi; Ascomycota; Dothideomycetes; Pleosporales; Leptosphaeriaceae
Molecular function (GO): protein binding
Source: RefSeq, a predicted model, not a curated record
AUGGCUGAGCCGGUCUCGAGCAUAAUCACCAUCGCGACCGUCUCCAUCGCCAUCAUCAAGGAGACGAUCUCGUAUAUUAAAAACGUCCACCUGGUGGAUAAGGUGGUGGACAGACUGCUCCUCAGGUUCAAAGACCUCCACAAGCUGAUCAAGCUGGUCGAAAGCACGUACAGGCGAGCAGAUGCUGAGCAGGAAAACGACCACUCAAGAUAUAUUCGCAACUACCUUUUGCGAUGUCGAGACCGGUUACGAGACAUUCAGAACAUGUUGUACGAAUUACCGUCUAAAGAAUCAACAUCGUUUAUACAGAAAGCCGCGCUGAAGAGAGGAAUGGACAAGGUGAAGGAUGACAUCGACCUUGCCAUGAGCGACAUACAUGACUACAUGGACUUCAUACGUACCGGUAUCAGUCUAGAUGUCGCGUCGGCUCAUCGUCGUCUGUCUGAAGUCAUGGCAGCUCAGCAAGUCACCACCGUUACCACGGACCUGCACCAAAUCACAGCCCAGUCACUCAACCGAACGCUUUCCAAUGCAGAGACCCUCCUCGCCUACGACGCAGGUACUAUUCCGCGACGAUCCUCCACCGAAACCUCACUAUCACGGCCUUCAGUUUCCUCUAGCUCCUCGCAGGCACUGCACCUCCAAUCCGACGACAACGCAAGCAUCCUCUCCACCCACGACUCCAUCCCCCCCAAGCCAAACAGCGAAUGGGUUGACUUCCACUUCGAACUAACAAAAUGCGACGGCGACCCCUCACGCAUCGACCAAAUCCGCAAAACCCUCCAACAACACCCCGCUGCCUCCACCCUCGCCCAAUCCACAAACACCUCCCAACGCACACCCCUCCAUCUCGCCGCCCAGCGUGGCGACGUCCAACUCGGCCUCACACUCCUCUCCUUUGGCGCCGACAUCAACGCGCAAGACUCGGAGCCCGCCAGCGUGCUGGACGCAGCCGUCGAAUGCAACCAGCGCAAAUUUGUCGCCUUGCUGCUCGAGCACAAUGUCGACGAGACGGUGCUGCAGCCUCGUAACCAGGCCAGGCUUGACGAGAUGAAGCGUAUUAUCGAGUAUAGCAAGGAUAGGGAUUCGUCUGCUCGACAGUCGCCCAAGGAGAAGAAGAGCAGUCGCAAGAUGAGUUGGGGUUCGCGCAGAGGGCUGUCGAAUACUUGA